This is a messenger RNA of Alexandromys fortis (reed vole), 621 nucleotides long. RefSeq names its product zinc finger protein 593 (gene Znf593). NCBI's taxonomy places the organism in Eukaryota, Metazoa, Chordata, Mammalia, Rodentia, Cricetidae. Gene Ontology annotation, molecular function: zinc ion binding; nucleic acid binding. The transcript has 3 exons. The record is from RefSeq and is a predicted model, not a curated record. Bases 94 to 498 code for a protein of 134 amino acids.
GGACCUCUCGUGACGUCAUUGGGCGGCCCGGAAGCGGCAGCACGUGUGUAUCUUUCCGUACUACCCUGCUCCUCGGCUUUGGUGUCACUAAUCAUGGGUCGCUCCCGCCGGACCGGCGCGCACCGAGCACAUUCCUUAGCCCGCCAGAUGAAGACCAAGAAGGGGCGGCCGGACCUGGAUGAGAUUCACCGUGAGCUGAGGCCGCAGGGCCUCCCGCGGGCCAAGCUGGAGCUGGACACCGAGCCCGACCCGGAUCUGCCAGGGGGCGGCCUGCAUCGCUGUUUGGCCUGCGCGAGGUACUUCAUCGAUUCUGCCAACCUGAAGACCCAUUUCCGAUCCAAAGACCACAAGAAGAGGCUGAAGCAGCUGAGCAUCGAACCCUACAGUCAGGAAGAGGCAGAGAGGGCAGCGGGCAUGGGCUCCUAUGUGCCCCCCCAGCGCCUGGGCGUGCCCACAGAAGUGUCCACUGAGAUCCCGGAAAUGGACACAUCCACCUGAGGGGCCUUUGGAUGCAGGGCAGAGAAACUCCAUGGACAGUGAGUGGUUCAGCGGCUAGACUGAGGGUUUGGGGGAGAAGAUCUCUUCUGGAUGUUCUACUCAAAAUAAAGGACCCGGACAAGA